AUGUUAGCCACUUUGAUUGGUCUUACGCUGCUGCUCCAAGCUAACACGAUUGCAGGACAAGAUUACCAGGUUUAUGGAUCACCUGGCGUACAGGUAAUAUACCCAUCCUCGUCACAGGUUCAAGUUGUGGGCGGAAGACAUUUCUUUCGCAACGGAUUGCGAAGGAAUCUCACGAUUAGUGCGAACGCAACCAGCCAGGACUUUCAACUUGUCAGCAAUGUGAGCAACGGAAAUGCAGGCAACACUCCACUUCGGAACUUCAUAAGGUCUCUGUUUGGCCGCCAGCCCAAUAUCCAGUUUGUGAACCUGAAUUCCAGAGCCUUUAACGACGUCUCCCAGGCCCAGGAGCCUCAAUACUGGGAUACAUAUCGGUCCUAUGCGACUCCAGUGGUUCUGCCCCGCACACGAGUUAAGGCUGUGCGACAGGGUGGUGUUCCACGCCGGAUUUUGGUUCGGAAUCUGAUGACCACCAAAUCCCAGACGACCAAUUUGCAGUCCUACAGGAUUCCCGUUUUUGAGAAUGACUUGCUGUAUGGUCCGACAUAUGUAAAGUAA
This is a messenger RNA of Drosophila teissieri, 555 nucleotides long. RefSeq lists its product as uncharacterized. Lineage: Eukaryota; Metazoa; Arthropoda; Insecta; Diptera; Drosophilidae. The record is from RefSeq and is a predicted model, not a curated record. The transcript is spliced from 2 exons. Bases 1 to 555 code for a protein of 184 amino acids.